Messenger RNA from Anopheles maculipalpis, 1329 nucleotides. Its product is annotated as tubulin beta chain-like. The transcript has a single exon. Gene Ontology annotation, biological process: mitotic cell cycle; microtubule cytoskeleton organization. Bases 1 to 1329 code for a protein of 442 amino acids. Gene Ontology annotation, molecular function: structural constituent of cytoskeleton; GTP binding; GTPase activity. The record is from RefSeq and is a predicted model, not a curated record. Lineage: Eukaryota; Metazoa; Arthropoda; Insecta; Diptera; Culicidae. Gene Ontology annotation, cellular component: microtubule; cytoplasm.
AUGAGAGAAAUAGUUGUGUUUCAUCUGGGACAGUGCGGCAACCGUGUGGCGGAAAACUUUUGGGAGUACAUUUGCGACGAACACUGCCUAAACACACAAGGUCAGUUUGUAGGACAACACUACCUGCCGCUACAGCGCAUCAAUGUGUACUUUGACGAGUCACCAUGCUGCAAUUUCGUGCCUCGAGCAAUCUUUGCCGACCUGGAACCAAGCACGUUGAACUAUCUUCGCUGCAGCCGUUACGGGUGCCUGUUCUCGCCGGAAAGCUUCAUCACCGGUAAAACGAGUGCGGGUAACAACUGGGCCCGUGGUUACCAUACGGAAGGAGCCGAGCUGUUGGACCAGAUAGAGGACUGCACACGGCGAAUGGUGGAAGGAUGCGAUUGUCUGCAAGGUUUUCAGCUGGUACACUCGAUCGGCGGAGGUACCGGGUCCGGGCUGGGGACGCUACUGCUGGAGACACUGAAGGACCACUUCGCGGGGAAGAUCACCAACACGUUCAGUGUCAUACCAUCGCCGAAAGUAUCGGAAGUCGUGGUGGAACCGUACAAUUCCGUCUUCGCUCUCAGUUCAAUGAUUCGUUCGAGUGAUGAGACGUUCUGCCUGGACAACGAAGCUUUGUACGAUAUUUGCGUGAAAACGCUUCGAAUGCCGGUACCGGAUUUGGACGAUUUGAAUCAUCUGAUUGCAUCGGCGAUGGCCGGGAUUACUUGCAGCUUUCGGUACCCGGGUCAACUGAACUCGGACCUGAGGAAGCUGCUGACAAACAUGGUACCGUACCGAAGGUUACACUUUUUCGUGCCUGGCAUUGCGCCACUGUGUGCAAGGGAUUCGGAAUGCUAUCGCCAAACGACGGUACCGGAGCUGGUGUAUCAGCUGUUCAGCAACAGCAAUCUGAUGGCUGCGUGUGAUCCACAGCUCGGCACGUUCCUAACAGCGGCAGCAAUCUUUCGCGGUCGUCUAUCGACACGCACGGUCGAGGAGCAUAUGAGUGAUGUGCGGCUGAAGAAGCAGCUAUCGUUCAGUAACUUCAUCCCGAACAACGUCAAAUCGGCUAUUUGUGAUGUGCCACCGCGCGGUAUGAAAAUCGCGGCCACGUUCAUUGCCAACACGACGUCCAUCACGCAGCUGUUUCGUCGCAUCACCGGUCAGUUCGGGACCAUGCUCAGACAGCGUGCCUUUUUGCAUUGGUACACCGGUGAAGGCAUGGACGAGGGUGAGUUUACCGAGAUGGAAAGUAAACUGACGGAGUUGGUGGAAGAGUACGAUAGCUACAAGGAGGAAGGCCAGGUAAAGGAUGAAGUUGAAGAUGAAGAUGAAGAGGAAUAG